AAAUUACCCAUAAAUAUGGAUAAUAACGAAGAGAAGACUAAAGUGACCAAAAUAAGGAAUCCUUUUGAGGCUUUGUUGAAAAUGCGACGCGAAGCUCCGGGGUUCAAAAGAUGCUGCUUUUGUAUACCUUUGAGGAGAGGCCUUAUCACUUGGGGAUAUUUAAAACUGAUUAUAACAGCGGCGUAUAUAUUGAUAAUCGCCCACGAAGCCGGCACACAGUUCAGUGCGAAAGGACUCGCCAUAGUACUCGCCCUGCUAAGCUUCCUUGUGACCAACAUGGUGUUUACUAUCACAUUCGUCAUUGGAGCGCAUAAAAAAAACUACAAGUUGCUGCGGCUGUACUACUCCUUCAGCAUAUUCGCUCUGGUCGUCGUGAUGAUGGGCUACUUUAUAUUCAUAACUCUGGACGUGGCACUGACCCUGCAGGACGAAGAAAAAUACAUCCUCGGCUUCCCCUUGAUAGCUGUCAAUAUAUCUACAGUCACCAGUAUAUUUCUCGACCUGUACUUCCUCAUACUCAUCAAAAUUGAGAUUUUAAAGCAACGAAACCAGACAGCCUAUUACGUAAACGGGGCACGUAGAGAAACUAGCUUUGUCCUUGACGUUUCUAUGGCGAAAGAACAGGACAUCAGAAGAUGUACCACAACUUACUCCGACUCGGAUUCUGAAGAAGAUGUGGUUCAGAAGAAACGGAUGUUUCCCGUCCAUGAAUUGGAAAUAUUGAAGAAGGAUUUAGAAAAUAAAAGAAUAUAA
This is a messenger RNA of Cydia amplana, 753 nucleotides long. RefSeq lists its product as uncharacterized. Lineage: Eukaryota; Metazoa; Arthropoda; Insecta; Lepidoptera; Tortricidae. The coding region runs from base 16 to 753 and encodes 245 amino acids. The record is from RefSeq and is a predicted model, not a curated record. The transcript is spliced from 4 exons.